AUGCUUGACAUGAUCAUUUAUAUAUUUCUAGUGGUUCUAGUGAUAUACUGCUACAGCUGCAUAAAGCCAAAAAAUUUUCCACCAGGUCCAAAAUGGUAUCCGUUUAUUGGAUGUUUUCCGCAGUAUUAUGUAUUACGAAAAAAAUUGGGCUACAUACACUUAGCGUUUGAAAAACUAUCAGAAAAUUAUGGACCAAUUUUAGGUUUAAAAUUAGGUACACAGAAGAUCGUCAUAAUAUCUUCAUACGAUUUAGUCAAGAAAGUUUUGAUGUUGGAAGAUUUUAAUGGUAGACCCAAUAGCUUUUUCUUUAAACUGCGUUCGUUGGGCAGAAAAAGAGGUAUUUUGUUCUCUGAUGGCUCUAAUUGGAUGCAAAACCGCAGAUUUACAAUGCGGCAUUUGAAGACCUUCGGCUUCAGUUACAAAGUGAUGUCCCAACAACUUGACAUCGAAUCGCAGGGCCUAAUCGAGUUCCUUAGUCAGCAGAGUAAAGCUGGUCCAGUUUCUAUGCAGAAAGCUUUCGACGUAGCCGUAUUAAAUAUGCUUUGGACGACUUUUGCUGGCCACAGAUUUGAGUACAACGAUAAAAAGUGUAAAGAGUUAUUAUGGAUCGUUCACGAGGUUUUCAGGGUAAAUGAUAUGCUAGGUGGAUUAAUGUCGCACCUUCCAUUCCUGCGCUUCUUUAUACCAAAACUCUUAGGUUACAACGAUCUUGUUACGAUGCUUGAUCGACUCUGGAGUUUCUUUAACGAUGAAAUUGACAAUCAUAUGGCUAACCUUCCACAAGAUGAUCCACGCGACCUGAUCGAUAGAUAUCUCAUGGAAAUUAAAAAAGGGACUAAUGAAGAGGCAACUAAAGAAGAGAUAAAUUUCGACCGGGAAAAUUUAUUGGUCCUGUGUUUGGACCUAUUUCUCGCUGGUUCGAAGACAACGAGCGACACGUUGGCAUGGAUAAUUGCUUACAUAGCACUGAAUCCACAAUGGCAAAAGGAAUUACAGGAUGAAUUGAAUAAAGUCGUAGGUAGAGAUAGAUCACCAACAUUGGCAGAUAUGAAAAAUCUGCCAUUCAUAGAGGCUUUUAUUGCCGAGAUACAAAGAUAUUUAGAAUUAGCGCCGUUGGGAUUGCCGCACAGAGCCAUGAAAGAUAUAUCUUUAAAUGGAUAUUUAAUUCCCGAGGAUACCGUUAUUUUAUUAAAUUUUCGUACUGCUCAUAAUGAUAAAUCUUAUUGGAAGAAUCCAGAAGAAUUUGAUCCACAAAGGUUUUUAAACGAUCAAGGAAAAUUUCAACAAAAUAAUGCUUUUAUACCAUUUGGACUUGGUAAAAGACGAUGUCUUGGCGAGAAUUUAGCGCGCUCGACACUUUUUGUUUAUUUCACCAACAUUCUGCAUCACUUUGACUUUGAAAUUGAUGAAAAAUACGCUAAGCCCGAUAUCAACGGUUUCGAUGGAUUUGUCGUAUCGCCCAAGCCUUUUUAUCUCAAGCUAACAAAAAGAACACAAUAAAUAAAUAAAUAAUAAUGGAUUAGCUAUUUCAAAUAUUGAAAAGUAUUGACGCAGAAUACUUGGCUCAUAGAUUUG
This is a messenger RNA of Ceratosolen solmsi marchali, 1575 nucleotides long. Its product is annotated as probable cytochrome P450 303a1. The record is from RefSeq and is a predicted model, not a curated record. Gene Ontology annotation, cellular component: intracellular membrane-bounded organelle; cytoplasm. The transcript is spliced from 8 exons. Bases 1 to 1500 code for a protein of 499 amino acids. Gene Ontology annotation, biological process: xenobiotic metabolic process. Gene Ontology annotation, molecular function: iron ion binding; oxidoreductase activity, acting on paired donors, with incorporation or reduction of molecular oxygen, reduced flavin or flavoprotein as one donor, and incorporation of one atom of oxygen; heme binding. Lineage: Eukaryota; Metazoa; Arthropoda; Insecta; Hymenoptera; Agaonidae.